AUGAUUUUUAAAAGCUCAACGCGUGUUUUAACUGUACAUCAUCGAUCUGUUUGGCAAUGGGUAAGUGCGACUACCAGAAUGUUGUGUUCGAAACCGAACCAACGGCAAACAGAGUUAAUGGCUAGGAGCUUACCGAAACGAAUGCCGCUGCCUGGUGUACAACACAUUGUCGUAGUUUCGUCCGGAAAGGGCGGAGUGGGUAAGACAACAACAGCUGUGAAUCUGGCCGUCACACUUUCUCAACAUGGCAAGUCGGUGGGGUUGUUGGAUGGGGACAUAUUUGGCCCAUCCGUUCCUCGGAUGAUGAACGUUUCUGAAGAACCGCUAGUAGAUGAACAAAACAGAAUGGUUCCAUUGCUUAAUUACGGUGUUAAAUGCUUAUCUAUUGGAUUGCUGGUCGACUCGGGACCCGUAGUUUGGCGUGGCCCACUUGUAAUGUCUGCCAUUCAGCGGCUACUGAAAGGUGCCCUUUGGGGACCACUAGAUAUCUUAAUCGUAGACACACCACCCGGAACUGGCGAUGUACAUCUUUCUCUCAGUCAGAACGUACCCAUCGACGGAGUGGUGUUGAUCAGCUCUCCCCAAGCAGCAGCCCUAGAUAUUACCAAAAAAGGAGCUCAAAUGUAUCGAAUGCUUCAGGUACCGUUGAUCGGUUUGGUGGAGAACAUGAGCCACGUCGUGUGUGAUAAGUGUUCGAACCGAAUUGAGUUGGCAGAAAAUGUGAUCGACAUGUACGUAAAGGAACUUUCGAUCGAUGUCCUUGCGCGUGUUCCGAUCGAAAAGGACGUUAUGAAGUGUAGCGACGCUGGGACGCCCGUUUGUUUAAAAUUCCCCAACUCCCAGCUAGCAAAAGCGUACAGCUCAAUCGCAACUAAAGUGAUCCAAUUUUUAGCUAUUAAACAGAAACCAUAA
This is a messenger RNA of Anopheles marshallii, 912 nucleotides long. It is a transcript of the gene Nubpl, whose product is annotated as iron-sulfur protein NUBPL. The transcript has 2 exons. Gene Ontology annotation, biological process: iron-sulfur cluster assembly; mitochondrial respiratory chain complex I assembly. NCBI's taxonomy places the organism in Eukaryota, Metazoa, Arthropoda, Insecta, Diptera, Culicidae. Gene Ontology annotation, cellular component: mitochondrion. Gene Ontology annotation, molecular function: ATP binding; ATP-dependent FeS chaperone activity; 4 iron, 4 sulfur cluster binding. The record is from RefSeq and is a predicted model, not a curated record. Bases 1 to 912 code for a protein of 303 amino acids.